CGGGGGUUGCGGGAGAGGGGUAGGUUGGGGUCCGAGCCCACCUGGUCUCAGAGCGCCGUCAAACCAUGCCUGGGCCAGCGGCGGGCGACGGAGGCCUCCGUCCUAGCAGAAGGGCGGGUGCCCGGCUAGCGAUCCCCUAGAUGGGAUCAGCUGGGUCCCUGAGCGGUAAACAAAGGCCGUCGUUUCCGUUCCUCCCCAACACGCCCCUCCCUGCCCCUCCCUCCCACCCCUCACCCAGCGCGUCUGAGAGCCUGCGGAGUCCGCCUUAGUCUGAUAAUCGGGGAAGGAUGGGUUUGCUUCUCAAACUGGGUUGAGGGCAAACCCAGCUGACGUUGGAUGAAGGGGAGAAAUCGUCACUCUGAGCUUGAUUCCAGAAAAGAGGGGAGGUGUAGGGAUGGCAGACGGGAGGAACCUGGGGACUUGGUGGGUCAUCUCCUGCUUUGGAAGAAAGGAGUCUUACUAGGGUGGAUCCUAAUAUGUAGAGAUGAGGAACAACCAAGUAUCCAGAUCUCAACACUUCUGUUUGCAACACUGUACAUCCUCUGCCACAUCUUCCUGACCCGCUUUAAGAAGCCUGCUGAGUUCACCACAGUGGAUGAUGCAGAUGCCACAGUCAACAAGAUUGCGCUCGAGCUGUGCACCUUUACCCUGGCAAUUGCCCUGGGUGCUGUCCUGCUCCUGCCCUUCUCCAUCAUCAGCAAUGAGGUGCUACUCUCCUUGCCUCGGAACUACUACAUCCAGUGGCUCAACGGCUCCCUAAUCCAUGGCCUCUGGAACCUUGUUUUUCUCUUCUCCAACCUGUCCCUCAUCUUCCUCAUGCCCUUUGCAUAUUUCUUCACUGAGUCCGAGGGCUUUGCUGGCUCCAGAAAGGGUGUCCUGGGCCGGGUCUAUGAGACAGUGGUGAUGUUGAUGCUCCUCACUCUGCUGGUGCUAGGUAUGGUGUGGGUGGCGUCAGCCAUUGUGGAUAACAACAAGGCCAGCAGAGAGUCACUCUAUGACUUCUGGGAGUACUAUCUCCCCUACCUCUACUCAUGCAUCUCCUUCCUUGGGGUUCUGCUACUCCUGGUGUGUACUCCACUGGGUCUCGCCCGCAUGUUCUCCGUCACUGGGAAGCUGCUGGUCAAGCCCCGGUCUCUUCCUUUCCCCUGCCCCAAGUUGCUGGAAGACCUGGAGGAGCAGCUGUACUGCUCAGCCUUUGAGGAGGCAGCCCUGACCCGCAGGAUCUGUAAUCCUACUUCCUGCUGGCUGCCUUUAGACAUGGAGCUGCUACACAGACAGCUCCUGGCUCUGCAGACACAGAGGGUCCUGCUGGAGAAGCGGCAGAAGGCUUCAGCCUGGCAACGGAACCUGGGCUACCCCCUGGCUAUGCUGUGCUUGCUGGUGCUGACGGGCCUGUCUGUGCUCAUUGUGGCCAUCCACAUCCUGGAGCUGCUCAUCGAUGAGGCUGCCAUGCCCCGAGGCAUGCAGGGUGCCUCCUUAGGCCAGGUCUCCUUCUCCAAGCUGGGCUCCUUUGGUGCCGUCGUUCAGGUUGUACUCAUCUUUUACCUAAUGGUGUCCUCAGUUGUGGGCUUCUAUAGCUCUCCACUCUUCCGGAGCCUGCGGCCCAGAUGGCAUGACACCGCCAUGACACAGAUAAUUGGGAACUGUGUCUGUCUCCUGGUCCUAAGCUCAGCACUUCCUGUCUUCUCUCGAACCCUAGGGCUCACUCGCUUUGACCUGCUGGGUGACUUUGGACGCUUCAACUGGCUGGGCAAUUUCUACAUUGUGUUCCUCUACAACGCAGCCUUUGCAGGCCUCACUACACUCUGUCUGGUGAAGACCUUCACUGCAGCUGUGCGGGCAGAGCUGAUCCGGGCCUUCGGGUUGGACAGACUGCCACUGCCCGUCUCUGGUUUCCCCCGGGCAUCUAGGAAGACCCAGCACCAGUGACCUCCAGCUGGGGGUGGGAGGGAGAAAACUGGACACUGCCAUCUGCUGCCUAGGCCUGGAGGGAAGCCCAAGGCUAGCUGGACCUCAGGACCUGGAAUCUGAGAGGGUGGGUGGCAGAGGGGAGCAGAGCCAUCUGCACUGUUGCAUAAUCUGAGCCAGAGUUUGGGACCAGGACCUCCUGCUUUUCCAUACUUAACUGUGGCCUCAGCAUGGGGUAGAGCUGGGUGACUGGGUCUAGCCCCUGGUCCCAAAUCUGUUUACACAUCAAUCUGCCUCACUGCUGUUCUGGGCCAUGCCCAUAGCCAUGUUUACAUGAUUUGAUGUGCAAUAGGGUGGGGUGGGGGCAGGGAAAGGACUGGGCCAGGCCAGGCUUGGGAGAUAGAUUGUUUCCCUUGCUUCUGGCCCAGCAGAGCCUAAGCACUGUGCUAUCCUGGAGGGGCUUUGGACCACCUGAAAGACUAAGGGGAUAGGAGGAGGCUUCACCCAUCAGCAAUAAAGUUGAUCCCAGGAUUUGCUUUGUUUUUUUAAA
This is a messenger RNA of Macaca mulatta (Rhesus monkey), 2458 nucleotides long. The record is from RefSeq and is a predicted model, not a curated record. NCBI's taxonomy places the organism in Eukaryota, Metazoa, Chordata, Mammalia, Primates, Cercopithecidae.